AGGAAGCGCGAAUAAUUCGUGUUGCUCAAGCCGGAAGUAGUCUUCGAGAGUCACAUUGAAGACCAAAACCCCGGUCAAAGAUAAUAAGGUCCGGCGACCAGCCAACUAAUUCCAGAUGACUUUAUUUCGAUGAUCAUUAACCAUGUUUACUUCAAAACUUGUCCCCCGUCUAUUACGUAGAGCAACAUGUGCAUUUCAAGCCCAUGGAGAAAUUUUGAAUGGAUGUGUACAACCUGCCUACUGCUCUUCACUGCAACACAAACUUAGAAACUACGCAACAGCAGCAGACAACACACCUCCUCCUCGAUGGGUACAACUGGAGCCAGAACUGGAAGAGGCUCUUGUGCCACGUAAAUUGUCAGUAAGUCCUCUGGAGAGCUGGCUCUCCCUGCGCUACUCCCUUCCUCCCCUGCUGGAGUCCGCUCAGCCGCAGGAGGACGUAGAGCUGCUGGAAGAGAAGGUGCUGCCCCCCCUUUCUGUUCCUGUUAUGGAGGACGGGGAGGGUUCAGCAACACCCCUUAGUUGUAAGAAUGUUCUGAAGAUCCGACGACGGAUGAUGAACCGUCAUAAAUACAGGAAGCUGCAAAAACGGACUAAAUUCUUGAGGAAGAGAGUGAUGGAGGGCAGGGGAAAGAAGAAGCAGAAACUAUUUGAGAAGGAUCUGAAGAGGAUUUGGAAACGAGCUGGACUGAAGAAGGCUCCAGAGGGAUGGCAUGCACCUCAGAUCUUUAUCAAACAUCAUGGAAACAAAAGGGACUGAGAGACACUGGCGAUGAUUCAAGUUUGUGUUGCAUCUCUGGACACCACACCAUCAGUUUACUCUGUGCUUUGCAGCUUAAUUGAAGUGUGUUUCAGUGAUGAAGACAUAGUCCCUAUGUGUACAAUUAUUUUUAACACAGUGUACAUAAUCUAAUAAAGAUCGUUCUCUGUCAAGCCGU
Molecule: messenger RNA, 938 nt
Organism: Centropristis striata (black sea bass)
Lineage: Eukaryota; Metazoa; Chordata; Actinopteri; Perciformes; Serranidae
Gene: aurkaip1
Product: aurora kinase A interacting protein 1
Exons: 4
Coding region: 143-760 (205 amino acids)
Biological process (GO): mRNA processing
Cellular component (GO): mitochondrion
Source: RefSeq, a predicted model, not a curated record